Molecule: messenger RNA, 6468 nt
Organism: Ostrinia furnacalis (Asian corn borer)
Lineage: Eukaryota; Metazoa; Arthropoda; Insecta; Lepidoptera; Crambidae
Product: brefeldin A-inhibited guanine nucleotide-exchange protein 3
Exons: 24
Coding region: 173-6370 (2065 amino acids)
Biological process (GO): regulation of ARF protein signal transduction
Molecular function (GO): guanyl-nucleotide exchange factor activity
Source: RefSeq, a predicted model, not a curated record
ACCACGAACUCCCACUCAAAUAACAUUUAAAAUAGAUAAAAACCAUUGUAUUCAUUGUAAAUGCUAAGAGAAGCUGUAAAUUUUAUUGUGUUUUAGUUUUUGUGUAAAAUGUGAAUAAAAAUGAAGUGCUCGUAUAGUCAUUAAAAGUUGAAUCAAAUCAUAUGUUUUGAUAAUGGAGGAGCUGCUUCAAGAUAUAUUCAAAGAGGCAACGGGGCCAAAACUAGCCGCGCUGAGAAAAUCAUGUCAGGAUGCUCUAGAGAUCCUCUGUAUCCAAGAGAGCAGCGCCCGGCGGCAGUCGUACGAGCUGCGGCGCGCCUGUCUGCUGCCGCUGCAGGUGGCGCUCGAGACAAAGCGGCCCAGGCUCGUCAGCUUCGCGCUCCAGGGCUUCCAUAAAAUUCUGCGCGAUGACAGAUUCCACCGCGGCAUCGAGCCGGAGGACGACUCGCUGUGGAUGCCGUCGCAGCUGCUCUGCGCCACAGCGUCCGUCAUGUACCAGCUACCAGACACGCAGGUGCAAAUAUUCCGCAUGUACCUCUCUCUGGCGUUAUCCCCACGACGCACGCUCAACGGUCGGCUUUGCGUUUGGGCUUGCGGCCGCUGCGGGGAGGCCGCCGGCGCCGCGCCGCACGUAGCGGCCGCUGCCAGGGCUGCAGCCGCCCAGGCCUUGCGGGCCUACUGCGCACAACUGGAUGAAGAAUGCCAAGAGCUCCUGUCCGAAGGCUCGCCACUCGGCCGGAACCAUAUUGUAGCAGUGGGGUGCUACAGCGAAGUUAUACCGGUCAUACAGUACUUAUGCAGCAGGCUCUCCGAAACUCAACUCGUGCCAAAGCAGAAUCCGCUAGCUCUGUUCUUCCUGGACUGCCUGCUGACGCUCAUUUCCAGCCUAUCGGAGCGCGUGAGUGGGAAUUCCCACUUCACGACGUUCCUCUGGCAGAAGUUCUGCCCCUCGCUGAUAUCGUUCCUUGGUACUCCUAGGGUGGAUAAGAAUAUUAAAUCCAGGGAACACGAAGGCCACUUAGUGGACGACUCCGGCAGAGGCUCGGGCGCUCUGAACAGUGCGCCGAGCUUCAACAGUAAACAAGCCAAAGCUAUUUACAGCAUAGCCAACCAGCUAGUCCGCCUAGUGGGUUCUACAUCGAACCUGCGUCCAGUAUUAGAAGCACUCUAUCACAGAAUGCUUCUCUACCCGCCGGUGGCUCACCGCGUCGAGCCUCUCCGAAGUGCCAGGGAGCUGCUCCAUAACCCCAAGAGACUGGUCCAACUGGUUCUGCUGAAGAAGACUGAGCAUCCUGAGAGGCAUAGUGAUGAUAUGGCCAUCAUCAGAUUAAUCAUGGACGGUAUUGAAGACUGUGGCCGCAGCGGCAGCCCAGAAGUGGUGGGAGCGGCUGUUGAAUGCGUCGUCUCCUUACUGGAUGCCUUGGAGAAGCUCUGCUCAGGCUCUGGAGAAUAUGUCCCGCCAGAGUUAGCAGCGUUGAUGCUACAGCAUUGGCCAAAGCUACAAGACGCCGAUUACACUGGGCCACUUACGUACCAGACUUUGGCCAGGCUUCCAAGCCCGUACAGAGAUGUGGUUGCUGUGCUUCAAAGCUCUGAAGACAAAGACGAUUCUUCAGAUACUUCAGGGCCGGAGAAUGCGACGUCCGGCAGUGACGGCGAAGCGGAUUCGGAUGCCGAUAACGUGUUUCUUCCCGCGCGAGCCAACAAUCCCACGUCGCCGCCGGGAUCUGACGGAGAACAUAUUGAGAAGACCAAGUCGGUGCCUAAGACGUUGAACCUUGGCAGGUGCACAAUAACAGAAUGCAAUGUGGAUCUGGAGCGACAUAACGCGAGGCAAUUUGUAAAGACAUUACAAAACUCCCUGCUUCCGAAACUGUUGAAUUUGAGGACUUGCAUUGAGGUGGACGAAGCAAUGCAAGAAUUCGCAUCCAAGUGCUGCCAGCACAACGCGGCUCAACCUCCAGCCACCGCUUGCAUCAUGAACGCAGACGGAGUUUACUUGGCUACCUACGCUGCGCUGUUGCUCUGCUUGAAGCAGCGGAGACUUGAUUACUACACGGCGAAUGACAAAUCGCAAGUAUCCAUGACGGAAGACGAGUUCGUGGAGGGAGUUCAAGGCAGCGGCGUGCUGGUAUACUUAUCGGCCACAUGGCUGCGCGAGCUGUAUCAACAAGUGCUGGCUGCAGACCUGCUCCAACAUGUUCCUAGCACUGAACACCCGCUAGUGCAUCUGCUAUCAGAUCUUGGCGGGUUAGACCAGAGCCCCGUGAUGUCGGACUGGCAAAAGCUGAAAGAAGUAUCGAUGCUCUACAACAACAUUAACGAGUCUCCACAGCACCAGGCUAGUCUUCGUUGGGCAAGAAGAAUAUUGACAUGUAUAUGGGAAUCUAUGGUGACGGUACUGAGCGUGCCACUCACUGGCAAUAGGAAGGGGAAGCAAAACCUGCACGGAAUGAUAUCGAAGAAGAUCAACACGUUUGGGAAGAGAAAACGGAUUGCGUGGGAAGGACUGAGCAUCCAAUGCCUUGAAGGACUACAUAAGGCGGCUCGUGUGAGCAACACGCUGAGCCUACAAAACCGCUGUAGCAGCAUUUUGGCAUUGCUGGCUGCAUCGGCCGCCUCGCAGCCGCCGCACGGGAAGAUUCUCUCUACCCACGCGCUUUCACUCGACAUACUAAUCACUGGUGGUCUUGAACUCGGCUCCAAAGCGCCCGAGUGCUGGGAGCAUAUCUUCGCAGCGUGCCAAUACGUAUCAAGUCUUGAACAUGCGCUAUUCGGGCAGCAAGCUCACGGUGCCGCACCACUACUGGCCAUGCAAACGGGACGCAACAAGACCGUAUCAGUCUUGCAGGCUGAUGCGAAGCUGGCAUUAGAUGGAAGGGACGAUGAGACUUGUGUGGACGUGUUUAACUUCCUGCAACCGGUGCUCGAGACUAAUCUGAACCACGACAUGUCUGUGUCAAAAAUCGUUGAAACUUGCCGACAAGAACAGGGAGGAACAGUAAUAACCGGGGCGGGAGCGGCCAGGGUCUGCUGUGCCCUGUCUUCAGCCGCGGACGCGUUAUUUAGCCGUUUAGCUGCCACCACCACGCUGCCCACGCUCAAGGCAGCGUUGGAGCGACUUAUAGCACACCAACAUCGACUGUUGUUCUCCUCCCGGGAUGCGGACUACGCAAACAACAACGCUUGGUGGCGGCGCGGUAGUAACAGCGGGGGAAGCGGUGGCGGGGGCGAGGCGUUACGUGCGCUGUGCCGCGGUGGUGACGUAGCACUGCGCUGCCUACGCGCCGCGCGUCCAUUGGCGCACCGCAUGGCCAUAUGGACGGUAGUUGGACCGCAUUUUAUGCAGGCGGCGUGUCACAAAGACAUCCAAAUCUCCAGCCUCGCCAUCCAGUGCCUUCACGACUGCGCCACGGCGCUCCUGAAUCAACAGGUAGAGCUACCUCACUUCCACUUCAAUGAGGCUCUACUAAAACCCUUCGAGAAUCUGCUCUGUUUGGAGCUAUGUGAUGACGACAUACAGGAACAAAUCAUAUCAUGCAUCUGUGAAUUUGUAGAAACAAACAGAAUGGAAAUCAGAUCUGGCUGGAGACCACUAUUCAAUACCCUUCGGGCAGCAAACAACUCCAAUCAAUACUCAGCCAUUCUGGAAAUCUUCAAAGUGUUCCUCAGUACGGAUAACACUCUGGUUUUUGCUAACGCUGCUCUUGACUGCAUCCUGUGCCUUCUCAGUCACAUUAAGGGACUUCGCGUAGACGAAAUCCCAGUUGCAAGUGAAGUGAAACCUAAAAAGACGAUGCCUACUCAACCAAAACCAAGUCUCAGUCUCAAAUUCUCGAAGAACAGUAAAUUCAUACCGCUACCUGAGGAAAAAACUGAAAAAGUUAUCGUAGAUAUGUGCAGAGAAGCACUAUAUCAUCUAGAGAGUUGUGCUGAAAUAUUAACAAUGAUGUAUAACAUGCCAAAGUGUCCUAUUUUCAAUACAGGAAAUAGAAUCAAAGGGGAUCUUCCACUAUCAGUAGUAGAUCCUAUUAUACCAAGUGGAUCGCUGGAUAUUACAAAAUACAUUAUAAAUGAACCUUGUGAGGAAGAACCGAUAUCGUAUAAAAGGCUGUCAACAACUUUACCACUUUCCAAUACAACAAACAACUGCCUCCUAAAACUAGAUAGGCCCAGCAACAUUCUUAAAGUGUGGUACGUUCUAAUAGAAGGAUUAGUCUCAGCUACUGUUGUGUGUUCGAAGAAAAAUCAACCUGCAGCCAUGGAAACGCUGUUCAAAAUUCUAAGAAAUGCCAUAGAUGUUCCCGGGCCGCACUUUGGCUUACAUUGCAUAAACCAUCUUCUUCUUCCAACCGUACAGAACUGGCUCCGUCAAAUAGCCAAUGUCAAUACGCACUGGGAUAGCGUCAUGCCUAAUUUCAAGCAGUACUGUGGGAUGACGACUGAUACCAUUGUCAUUUACUUGCACCACUUACAACAAAUAAACGUUGAAAGAUCUACGACAGACGAAAAGGGUGAUCCCGUAGAUAUUCAACCUUUCGAAAGUGUCGAAGCCACAUUCGCAUUGAAGCAAAUGUUGUUGAUACUUGUUGAAUGCAUAGCGCAGCCACAGGAACCCGUAGCUAGAUUGGGUGCAUCAUGCAUAAGACAUAUUAUUUUGACAUCGGGGCAUCUGCUUACGGAUAACCAAUGGGAAAUAGUCUGCACAAGUCUUCACAGAGCAUGUAAUGUUAGUUUGACUCCCCUCAAACAACUCACUUAUGCAUUCAAGGAGAACUCCAACAGUUUCUAUGGUGACUUAGCUAUGGUCAAAGUGGCUGCUAGACGAGAUUGCUCUGUCAAUGAUAACGUUCGACUACACGCAAUGGCCCAACAAGUUUUCUUGACUGAUCACCUGAAAGGAGAUGGUCAUGUAAAACUUACACCCAAAAAUUCUUCACAAAACUUGAUGUUGAUUGAUGACAGAAGUUACAUCUUCUUAAUUUACCUCCAAGAAACUAUGACUUCUCUAAAUCCCGAGCUAUACACGAUUAGAAUCCCACACAGAGGACUAGUUGUUGGCCUAUUAGCACAUCAGAUACUGGUUCAAAUAAUCGCUACAGUGCUCAUUCAGGCUUCCUCCGACGUUUUUCAAGGAAUCAACGGUAUUCUUUUGGAGAGUUUGAAGUCUGGCUCCAAUGUUUGUAACUACAAGUUCUUCCUGAAUGAUCAAAAUACAGAAUUGUUGUUAAAGAGUCUAGAACUGUCGUACGUAAGAGCGAUGCAAUUUGAUUCAAGACCGGGAUUAAAAUUCCUUGUUCAAAAAGUUUCAAACUUGGACAACGCAGCGAAUCUUUAUAAACAGACGACUUCAUCAUGGUUAAUUAAAAUUAUUGCGCUUACAGAAAUAUUUUUCAGUGGAGUGCACAGAUUUAAAUUAAAGUCAACUGAUAUAUCAAUAAUUCUGCACAAUUACACGACCACUCUCAAUCUAACCCUUGAGUACGAUCGGUUUAUAACAAAAAUAUUCGAUUUGAAAACUACGUGGGAGUUGAUCUGCAAUAACUAUGUGAAGCAACUUAUCAAUGUUACUGAUUUUGAUGAACCGGAGCAUGUUCACAAGAUACGAAUGUCGUUUAGUUCAGAUGACUCCGACUCCUCAUCAAAUCAUUACGAUCAAUUUUAUGCAAAUGACACUAACGGAAAUCAAGAAGUUAACAAUCAACCAGCAUCUCCUACCAAAACUCCAGAUGACACUGCAACUCAAGAAAAUGUUGAAAGGUCACCAGAAAAACCUAAGCCUUUUACUUUCGCGGAUUUCAAAGUGAACAGUCAAGCGUCAAUAAACGUCGAAAGUGUACACAAUUCUCAAGCGGCAUCUCCUCAUGAUGAUAAUGUAAAUGUUUCUGAUGAUGAAAGCACAAAAGUUUUGAAUGAUAAUGGUAAUUGCGAUAACGAUACUAAAACAGACGAUUACAUAAAUGAAGAUCGUCAUAGUCCACUAAAGGAAAAUAAAUUGAGCGCAUCUGAUGCUUUGGACAGUCACAUAGUCGCACGCAAAGUGAACAUUACUAUGUGCGACGCUCCAUCAUAUGACAAGACUAAGAAUGUAGAACCUAUUAUUCCGCCUCAACCAGUUCCUCCUGAAAUUGAACAGCAAAGAGCUUUGAGUAUAAGUAAGGAUACAGAUGUGCAACGACAUUGCUUCCAAAACAUCCUUAUGGCAUACCUGGAGCUGAUCCUGACGUUCCCGCUGGAAAGGUUCCAGCUGAUCACUCCGGUCUUGCAAAAUGGGUUCAUGCAGCUCUCGAAAACUGUCACGGAUCCACAAUUACUCGAUAGAAUAAAUAUAUUUUUCGAUAAAAAAGACUUAUCCGAAUUUAAUUAUAAGUGAUCAAUUAUUGUGAUGAUAUAAACUCACGCUAUUAUAUUAUUAUUAUAUUCCUCGACUAUUCAGUGUUAUGUGCGAAAUAAAAUCAAAGUAUAUUGGAU